Molecule: messenger RNA, 1452 nt
Organism: Saccharomycodes ludwigii
Lineage: Eukaryota; Fungi; Ascomycota; Saccharomycetes; Saccharomycodales; Saccharomycodaceae
Gene: FTH1
Product: Fth1p
Exons: 1
Coding region: 1-1452 (483 amino acids)
Biological process (GO): iron ion transmembrane transport
Cellular component (GO): fungal-type vacuole membrane; high-affinity iron permease complex; plasma membrane
Molecular function (GO): ferrous iron transmembrane transporter activity
Source: RefSeq, a predicted model, not a curated record
AUGUCUUUUGAAUUCACCAACUAUUUUUCAUUUCAAAUCUUUUUCAUAUUUCUUCGGGAGUCCUUAGAAAUCGCUAUUAUUAUUUCCAUAUUGUUAGGUAUUGUUAAACAAUCUCUAUACCAGGAAAAUGCUGAAGAAGAUGACGCUCAACUGCAUGAUAGUAUCCAUCGCAAAAAAGACUUUCAACAAGAACAAAACUUUUCUGAUAUGAGUUCUCCUACUGAACUUAACCAACUUGAAACAGGAGAAGAUGUUCAGUUUUUAAGUGACCCAGGCGAAAUAAUAAAUUCCUCUCAACUUCCAGAUCAUGAAAUUGAAGGCCAACAAUCGCCUCAUGAAAUUGAAAGCCAACAAUCGCCUCAUGAAACCGAUACUCCUUCUGCUUCAACUACUAAGAACAGAGAAAACACCCCUGGUAAUACUUUUAUCGAUAGAGAUCAUUUGUAUAAAAAAUUAAAAGUUCAAAUUCUAACAGGAGGUGCUCUAGGUCUAUUACUCUGCAUGAUAAUAGGCGCAUUCUUUGUGAUUUUAUUUUAUCUGAUAGGUACCGACUUAUGGUCUAAAGGCGAACAUUAUUAUGAAGCUGUAAUGAGUAUUUUGGCUUCAAUGAUAAUAUCCAUAAUGGGCAUCUUUUUUUUAAGAAUCGGAAAAUUAAAGGAAAAAUUCAGGAUUAAGUUAACCAAUGCAAUUUAUUCAACCAAUACAUUAUCAAACUCUGACAAUUCAAACCACCUUAGCAGAAAAGGUAUGAAUUUUGGUGAAAGAUAUUCUUUUUUUAUUUUACCAUUUAUCACUUCAUUAAGAGAAGGUUUAGAAGCGGUAGUUUUUAUUGGCGGUGUGGGUAUUGAUCAGCCAUUAACUUCCAUACCAUUAUCGAUGAUAUGCGCAGUUAUUGUUAGUACUAUUCUUGGAAUUACGUUUUAUAAAUCAUCCACCUCCUUUUCCUUGAAAAUUUGUUUGAUUAUGGCCACCUGCUUUUUAUAUAUUAUCAGUGCAGGAUUAUUUAGUAAAGGUGUAUGGCAAUUUGAGGUGCAAAAAUAUGUUAAUAGGUGCGAUGGUCAAGACAUGACUGAAAUGGGAAAUGGCCCAGGCUCUUAUGAUAUCGCAAAUUCUGUGUGGCAUGUCAAUUGUUGUAAUGGUGAAAGGGACGGAUUAUGGAUGGUCUUAACCGCCAUAUUUGGCUGGACUAAUAGCGCUACCUAUGGUUCUGUUAUUAGUUAUAAUGUUUAUUGGAUAAUUAUGAUCAUUGCGUUUAAAUUUACGAAAAUCUACGAAAAUCAUGGUUAUAUACCCUGGAUUCCACUUAACUUUCAAAAAUAUUGGAUUGACAGAAAAAUGAAGCAUCUCAAAAAUAAGAUAAAACACUCUAAAACCAGUACUGUAUCUAUACAGAGCAAUAAUUAUGAUCCCCAGCCUUCCACUAGCAUUACCCCUUUACUGACAUCUACUUAA